Molecule: messenger RNA, 5549 nt
Organism: Nasonia vitripennis (jewel wasp)
Lineage: Eukaryota; Metazoa; Arthropoda; Insecta; Hymenoptera; Pteromalidae
Exons: 1
Coding region: 296-3163 (955 amino acids)
Molecular function (GO): zinc ion binding; nucleic acid binding
Source: RefSeq, a predicted model, not a curated record
GCGAAGUGGCGCCCUCUGCGAGGAGCUGAAUAUACUAGGAGAACGUGGGAGGCAGAACGAAAGGGUCCGGCCUAGGACGCGGACGUUGACCAGAGCUUGUACCAUAACCUAUAUAAUAAAGACGAGUAUUCCUCAGACGCGUGGCUAUUCUUAUUACCCGACCACCCCGCUACAUUGGCGACGAGGAUAAAAACUUUGAUAAAAACACAUGGUGUUAUAGUGGCAAGGAAUACAGUGCAAUCGUUAAAUAGUAAAGUGUUACAAUAACGGAAGGCACAAAAGGUAGAGGUACAAGAUGCCGAAGUUUGGCAUGAACGACGACGAGACGAACAAAGGAGAAGAUCAUUUCCCGGAAAUAUGUGCGGCUACUACGCUUGUGAAUUUGGGAAAUACGACAGGUCAAUACUCGUGGCCAACUGCAACAGGUACAACAACAACUACUUCGCAGAGUUCUCGAAUUCAGUCGCCAGCACAACAUCAAAUAGUCCCAACGUCGUAUGGUACGUAUCUAAUAGACGGCCAAGAGUACAGUAAAACAUCUACGGGAUUUGUUCCUGUUUCAACGUAUAACGGCGGUAUAACUGAUGGACAAUCCAAUAUACCCUCGAACACACCACCGCCUACGAUCAUGCAAGUGCCUGUUGUAAAUUUUGCCGGUAAUAUCGGAAGGUUGGAAGAAUUUAAGAUUAAUUCAGAUUGGAAUAUUUAUCAUGAACGGUUAGAACAGUACUUUAACGCGAAUUUCGUGGAUGACGCAAGAAAAGUGUCAGUACUAAUUACGGCUAUAGGCCCAGAGGUUUAUAAAAUUUUAAGGAACUUAUGUGAUCCGCAGUUGCCUCAUGAUAAACCGUACACAGAAUUAUGUGAAAUACUGAGCAAACAAUUUUCCCCACGAAUCUCCAUCUUCCAGCAAAGAAAACGAUUCUACGAUCUUCAACAAAACAGCGGUGAAUCGAUAAGCCAAUGGUACGCACGUAUAAAAAAAGGCGCAGUGCAUUGUGACUUCGGCACGGAGCUCGAAGGAAGAAUCAAAGACAAGUUCGUCACCGGCAUGAAAGAAGGGAAAAUCCUCGACAGAAUCUGCGAAAGGUCACAUAAAGACGCCCUGAAGGACAUCUAUGAAACGGCCUUAGCAAAGGAAGCAUCGUUAGCGGUUUCGGCGAACAGCAACCAGUGCGAUGUAAACAAGUUAACGCAACACAACAGGGGGAGCAGUUCCAAGAAGAACGCGGGAGAAGCCGGACGAGGGGAACGAGGGAAACAGCAGUGCGCAACUUCACAGUCCCAGCCGAGAGAUGGCGCAGCGAGGCAGCAAGGCUCAUCAAAGCAGCAGAAGGCUUCAUGUAACCAUUGCGGCGGUGUUAACCACGUUUUUUCCAAAUGUAAAUAUAAGACUUAUAAAUGUAAUAAUUGUUCAAAAAAAGGACACAUAAGUAAAGUAUGUAAAGAACCAAAGAAUGGUGAGGUUAAGUAUCUUGAGGACGGUCCGGAUACCGAGACUAAUUAUAUAUCGUUGCAUAAUAUAGUAGACCGCGAGGACGCGAUUCCUCCUAUUCAGACAGACGUUUUUAUUGAAGGGAAACGGGUCGUUAUGGAAAUAGACUCAGGCGCGGGAGUAACGAUUAUACCAUUUGAGAUUUAUAAGAAAAAACAAUUAACCGCUAAAAUUGAGAAAUGCCAAAAAGUAAUUAAAACGUACGAUAAUAGACCAAUUAAGCCAAUAGGCCAAAUAGUGGUAGAUAUAAUAGCUAAUGACGUUACGGUAAGAGAUGCUAAAAUUAUUAUUAUAAAAGAAAAUAGACAAGUUAGCUUGAUGGGUAGAGACUUAAUGAAUAAGCUUAAUAUUUCGUUAGUAGGACCUCAAAGGCCAAUAGACGUUAAAAAAAUAGAUCUCAAUUCACCAGAUGACUUGAAAAAAUUAUUGAACAAGUACGCAGAUUUAUUCGAUGGUCAAUUAGGAAAAUUAAAAGGUGAUAAAGUUCAUCUAAAAUUGAGUAGUGAUGCGAAACCAGUUUUCCUUAAGCCUAAUUCAAUCCCAUUUGCUUUUAAAUCUCAAGUAGAGUCAGAUUUGAAAAGAUUGCAAGAUCAGGGAGUUAUUGAGAAAAUCGAUACAAAUGAUUGGGGUACUCCAUUAGUCCCGGUACUAAAAGAGGAUAAUACAGUUAGAACAUGCGCAAAUUAUAAAAAAACUAUUAAUCCUUGGCUUGUAGAUCAUAGAUAUCCCAUUCCGAGAAUUGAGGAAAUAUUUUCAGCUCUUAAAGGUGGGGAAGAGUUUACAAAAUUGGACCUAGAAUGGGCUUAUAAUCAAAUUGAAGUUGACGAAGAAACGUCUAGAAUAUUGGCUUGGUCUACUCAUAUGGGAGUAUUUAAGGUGAAGCGGUUAUCUUUUGGACCAAAAACAGCUUGCUCUAUAUUCCAAGAGAAAAUUGAAGGAGUAGUUAGAGAUUUACAGGGCUGUAAAAAUUACUUUGACGAUUUAAUAGUAACGGGUAAAGAUAGGAAAAAGCACCUUGAGAAUCUAGAAAAUGUAUUGAAAGCGCUGAAAGACCAUGGUCUAAAAUUAAGAAAGAACAAAUGUGAGUUUAUGAAACCAAGAGUUUUUUAUUUGGGGCACAUCAUUGAUAAGAAUGGGUUGAGUAAGAAUCCUGAAAACGUAAAAGCAAUCGUUGAGAUAAAACGGCCGACGAACGUUCAGGAGAUACAAGCUUUUGCAGGAAUGGUAAAUUAUUACAUGAAAUUCAUACCCAACUUAUCAACGAUGCUUAGCCCGAUAUACAAGUUGUUAAAAAAAGAUACGCCCUUCGUAUGGUCAAAAGAGUGUGAACAGUCGUUUAACGAGAUAAAAAGAGAACUAGCGGCUGAUAGGAAUCUAGUUCACUAUGAUCCAGAUCUAGAGGUCAAACUGACCUGUGAUGCUUCUAAUGUGGGAAUCGGAUCAGUACUAUCACACGUCUUGCCAAACAGGGAAGAGAAACCCAUUUGUUUUGCCUCGCGAACUUUAACGAAAUCUGAGAGAAAUUAUUCCGUAAUACAAAAAGAGGCGUUGGCCAUAUAUUGGAGCGUUAAGAAAUUUUAUCAAUAUUUAAUUGGCAGGCCAUUUAUUCUGGAAUCGGAUCAUAAACCCUUACUGGCAAUUUUUGGUGAGAAAAAUGGGCUUCCAUAAAUGGCUGCAGGACGUCUGCAGCGUUGGGCUCUCUUUUUAAGCGGGUUUAAUUAUAAAAUGAAAUAUGUCAAGGGUAAAAAUAAUGGGGGAGCCGAUGGGCUAUCUAGAUUACCCCUUCGGGUUGACGAUAAGGUCAAUGAACCCAACGAUGAAUAUAUUAAUUUUUUGAUAGAAGAAAAAUUGCCGGUUGAUUACAAACAAAUUGUAAAAGAAAUUAGAACAGAUGUAGUUCUGAGUAAGGUUUACGUGUAUUCUAAGAAUGGAUGGCCCGACCAAGUUGCGGAUGAGUUAAAACCCUUUAUGUAUAGAGCAAAUGAAAUAAGUAUAGAAAACAAUGUAUUGAUGUGGGGUUACAGGGUAUUAAUUCCAAAGAAAUUAAGAGAUAGGAUUUUAGACGAAUUACACUGUACACACAUGGGUGCUAAUAAAAUGAAAUCGAUUGCUAGACAAUACUUCUGGUGGCCAAAGCUGGACUCCGAUAUAGAACAAUAUUCAAAAAAUUGUGAUGUAUGUAAUACUCUAAUGAGCAACCCAAAAAAAGCCGAAUUAAUUAAGUACGAUCAAUGUAAAGAAGUUCUUGAGCGAGUACACGCUGAUUUUUUGGGACCAAUACAAGGGAAAAUGUACUUUAUUUUGACGGACGCUUACUCAAAAUGGCCCGAAGUAUACGUCAUGAGUUCAACUAAUUCAACAAACACUGUAAAUAAGCUAAGAGAUUUCUGUUCGAGAUUUGGAUUACCCAGAAAAAUCAUAACCGAUAAUGGUCCUCAACUUGUUUCGGAGGAAUUUGAAAGUUUUUGCAGAUCGAAUGGUAUAAAGCAUCCUUUGAUUGCUCCAUACCACCCUUCUUCGAACGGCGCUGCCGAAAACGCGGUAAGAUCUUUUAAAAACGGUUUUAAAAAAGCACUUCUUGAUCCAAAAAAUUCAAAGCUUAAUGAAGAAACGAUAAUCUCUCGAUAUCUCUUCGCUUAUCGCAAUUCACCUCACGCAUAUACUGGAGAAAGUCCUGCGAAAUUGAUGUUUGGUAGACAGUUGCGAAAUUGUUUUGAUCUCUUAAGAGAAAAUAAUACGAUUCAACAAAAUAAAGAAAGACAGAUGAGAAAUUAUAAGGGUAACCGUAGUGAGUAUUUUGACAUUGAUGAUAUUGUAUGGGUUCUUGAUUAUAGAUGUCCUACCAAAAAAGUUUGGACAAAAGCAAAAAUCAUUGAUUGUUUAGGCGAAAGAAACUAUAUAUGUAAAACUCUUAAUGAGGAAUUAUAUUGGAAAAGACAUCUAGAUCAAAUGCGUAGAGCGUCAAAUUUUGUUGAAAAUGAUAUUAUCAAUAUGAAUGAUCGGCCUAAUAAUUCAACAGAAAGUGUAACAAAUGAUAUUGUAACAUCGAGUGUCUCCUUUCCAUUAAAUGGAAAGCAUAAAGAUAGUGGAAUGAACAAUGAUAUAAUUAUACCAAAUAAUAUCGAGGAUAAACAAGUAAUCGAGAAGAGACACGAGAUGAGUAGUUCCGAAUUUAGGAGGGAGGAAAGUGUGAUACCUAGUAAAAUAGAAAAUAAUGUAAUAGACCGAGAUAAUGUUAGAGUGAAGGAGACAAAUGGUGAAAACAGUAUAGUCAAAACUACCAAUGAAAAAACUAAUAUCGAAACUGUCGGUAACGCUGGAAAUAAAUCCCAGAAACCACCGAUUACCUUAAAUGUAAACGAGCGGCCUAAACGUACUAUAAAACCACCUAAACGUUUAAAUUUAUAAUAAAUAAGAGGUACUAAAACUUAAGUGUUAACUAAGGGCGGAGGUAUGUAGCGAAGUGGCGCCCUCUGCGAGGAGCUGAAUAUACUAGGAGAACGUGGGGGGCAGAACGAAAGGGUCCGGCCUAGGACGCGGACGUUGACCAGAGCUUGUACCAUAACCUAUAUAAUAAAGACGAGUAUUCCUCAGACGCGUGGCUAUUCUUAUUACCCGACCACCCCGCUACACUAAUUAUUUAUGAAAAGUUCUAUACGAUUUGACUAAUGUUUUGAAGUUAAUGUAUAAUUUUUAUAUUUCAUGAACUCUUACUAUAUAUCAGAGCCUUUAAACAAUAUUUUUGAGAGACAUAUAAUGUCUCUUAUGUAUUUGUUUACAACUACAAUAAAUUUGAACAAAAUCUCAUUGUUUAAUUCUUUGUAAUAUGCAAAUUAGUACUGUUUCCAUAAGAGACCGUGUUAAUUGGCAUAUAAUACGACUGUUUAUAUCUUAUAGCUUAUAUACUCUGUAGCCUUCUAAAAAUGUAUAUAAGCAUUGCUGAGAUCUGUACCUGCCUGUAUACAAAAUUUCAAUAUUGUAUCUCAUUCUUAAUUCGUAUAACCUCCUUAUGAAAGAAUCAUAUAUUCUGUUUUGAAAAAUAUAUUUGUAAAAA